AUGAGCGACCAAAAAGCUGUUACAUGGCGCUGUUUAUCUGUUCGCCCCAAGGGUCAGGGGGUGCGCGUGGGGCUUUUCGGCUAUGCCUCGUAUCUCACCGGGACCCCGCUGCACGGUGGUUUCGUUUGUUCGUCAGCGAGAAUGUUCGAGGAGCGUACAAAGAUACCACUCUUCAUCCCGAAACAUUUUCGGUUCUUUUCAUUACCGGCCCGGUUGGCGGCGCGCAUCUCCGUCCGUCGGGACCGAGCUACGCGGCCGCCGUGCCGCACUUGCGCUUCUGCUUCCCGCACAAAACUCCGUCGACACAUCCAUCAGCUCCUGGCUGCUGGAAGUGGCCACCACCGCCGCCGACGCGAUCACUCCGCGGAGUUGCUCCCGGGCAACUUCCACGGGCUGGGGCAGUGCGGAAUUCAACAACUAUUUCUGGCCUUUCUGGUGGGCCAAACAAUAUCCGAUUGCAAUGUCUGCCAGAGUAACAAAGUGGCCUGCGUCAAUUCCACUUCCUUCUAUCUGUGCUUCGGCGAUGGAAUGCCUCACACGGAUCAACUCUACCACUGCCUGGAUGGUUUCCAAUGCACCAAUCUGACAGCGAUCUGUACCCAGAAGAGCAACCAGCGGCCGCCCAGCUGUGGGGACACCUCCCAGUGCGGUCAGUGCAGCGCCCAUCGGAACUAUCUGUUCGCCUGCCUGAGCCGUGGCAUCUUCCAGAUGUGCUACGGGGCCACCAGUCCCACAGGGAAGUUUGGCUACUGUCCAACUGGAAAGGUUUGUGAUGCCAGCAGCGAUAGUAUCUGUGUGCCCGAGGUGGCAAAUCAAAACCUCACCUGUGACCUCAACGAUCAGCUGGUGGAUACGACCACAGCAGCGCCUCCUACCAGUGAAUCCACCGAUAAUAAUGAAAGUACGGAAAGCACCAUAACUGUACCCACGCCUACACCCACCACACCCACUCUGAAACCCGUUACGCCCUUGGAAGUUUGUCGCCAGCAUCUGGAGACGGGUCUCUAUCCCACAGAUCCGGCAGAUCCCAGUUGCAAGCGCUACAUCAGUUGUUACUUUAAAAAUAAUAUUGCGGUUAACGCCACGGAAUACGAUUGCCCGACGGACUCCUACUUCGAGGCAGAGAUGCAGAGGUGCUCCUACCUGAAGCCUGCUGCUUGUCUUUAGACCAUCAGACCCAUCCCAUCUCAUUCAAUAAACUAUUCAAUA
Molecule: messenger RNA, 1209 nt
Organism: Drosophila obscura
Lineage: Eukaryota; Metazoa; Arthropoda; Insecta; Diptera; Drosophilidae
Exons: 5
Coding region: 1-1167 (388 amino acids)
Cellular component (GO): extracellular region
Molecular function (GO): chitin binding
Source: RefSeq, a predicted model, not a curated record